AAUUGUUUCCAGGUGUACUUGUUACCGGACAAGUCCAAAGCUGGCAAGAGGAAGACAAAAGUAAAGAAGAACACGCUCAACCCUGUAUUCGAGGAGAGUCUCAGUUUCGUGCAGACGCUGGCCUCGCUGUCCUCGCGGACACUGUGGCUCAGCGUGUGGCACGCCGACAUGUUCGGCAGGAACGACUUCCUCGGCGAGGUGACACUGCCGCUGGCCGACGUCGUGUUCGACGACCCCGCGCCCAUGUGGUACAAGUUGCACGAAAGGACAGAACAUUUCGACGAGCAUCAGGGUAGCCGCGGCGACCUGAUCGUGGGGCUCAAAUUCGAACUGCAUGAAACCGGCGCCUUGCGGGGCAAGGGCACCCUGCACGUGCUCGUUAAGGAGGCCAAGAACCUCGUAGCCACCAAACCUAAUGGACUUGCUGAUGUAUUUUGUAAAAGCUACCUUCUUCCCGAACGCGGCAGACUUGUGAAGCAAAAGACCAAUGUGGCGAGACGCUCGUUAAAUCCAAGAUGGGAACACACUUUCACCUACCGUGGUCUCAAACUACAAGAACUCGGUACCAGAGCGCUAGAACUAAGCCUCUGGGAUCGGGACCGUCUUGCAUCAAACGAUUUUAUGGGAGCCGUUAGAUUAUCACUCGGUACAGGAACAUACAUGGGUGCAAAUGUCAACUGGAUGGACAGUGCGGGCAAGGAGGUGUCACUGUGGCAAACAAUGAUGCAGAGGCCUAAUUUCUGGGUUGAAGGAUCACUGCCUUUAAGACCUCAGCUUAAUAAUUAAGUGCCGACAUUUUGUAAAACAACUCGAGUUGCUAUCCAAAUGUUUAUUUUUCUUCAGUCUCAAUAAUAAUAAACUCUUUACGGAUUGUUGAUCAUGUCAAUGAGUAAAUUAUACAAAUACCUUUUAAAUAAUACUAAGGUAUACAUUAAAUUGGGCAAAAAUCUCUAUCUAUAAAAGAUAAAUAUCAGCCCUUUAUUAUAUACUGUCCCAAUGCUGGGCAAAGGCCUCCUUUACUACUGAGAGGAAAUAUAAUUCUACUUAAAUACUCUAUUUUAUGUAUUCUACUUUCUCCUUAACUUUACUAUACAAUAAGUGCCAACAUUACUAGCCAAGAAGUUUUUAAUGUACCCAAUUAUACGCUAGUUCGUAAGUCCUGAAUAUUAUUUGCAUAUAAAUCAAAUUCUAGAUAAUAAUAUGUAAUGUUAAGUUUUGUAAUCGCUGAGGUUAAAACUGACACUAUGGAUAAUAAUUAUGUAUUUUUAUACAAUAGUUUAAAUUCUAUUUAGAGAUAUGUUCGGUAAUAAUCUCUGAAUGUAACAUUCCAACUUGUGAUGGCAAUGAGAAUGAUAGCUUUAAGAAUUAUAAUGACAAUAACUUUACAUGUAUGAGUAACUGCGAAGUAGACUUAAGUUAUGCAUUUAUAUUAGUAUCAUUAUGUACAAAUUAAGUUCACAUGAGUCUUAUAGUACUAGCUCAUGCGCAUUGUGAUUUAAGUGUAGAUAUUUCUUUCAUUUUGUGAAUGUCAUUUGUGUAUAAUGAGAUUUUGAGAUUUACGACAUUGAAAGAACGUCCAUGGUUUAAUGUAAAAUAUAAGAUCUUAUUGACUAGGUACUAUACUAUAAAUAUUUUUAUAUAAACUUACUUACUUACUAUAAAAUUCAAAAUGUUAUGAAAAUAAAAGUUUUGAAUUGUGUCCUAAUUAAA
Molecule: messenger RNA, 1710 nt
Organism: Manduca sexta (tobacco hornworm)
Lineage: Eukaryota; Metazoa; Arthropoda; Insecta; Lepidoptera; Sphingidae
Product: synaptotagmin-like protein 4
Exons: 4
Biological process (GO): exocytosis
Cellular component (GO): plasma membrane; exocytic vesicle
Molecular function (GO): neurexin family protein binding
Source: RefSeq, a predicted model, not a curated record